CGGCCGACGAGUCGGUAUCGAGGCGUUAGAAAUGGCAACUCCUCGUCGCGGGGAGACCAAGGAUAAGGAUCGGGAUAACGAAGAUAAUAAUAUGAAAAUGAAACUUUUCAGGCUAAUGUACGAAACGGUGAGGGAUAGUGAUCUGAAAGUAAAAAGAGCUGAGUUAAUACAGAAUCACUACAACAACUCCUCGUCUUUCGAAGUCGGUUACUUAAUGGGCGAUAUUAGCGACAAGUUUAACAUUAUGCAAGACAUAACAAUGACAUUGAAACGUCUAUACAGCGACUGGAAACCAAUUGAACACAUAAAUGCGUAUGAACAAGUUGCCAACCAGGCCAUUGAAAUUGCACAUAUUAUUGAUAUGGUUAAAAUGGUAGCCAAAAGAUUAGACGAGGAGGAAGCCAAGAGUUCUUCGUCCACCCCGCCUCAUUCGACAAGUCCUAGCGAAAACGCCACGACGACGCCAAAAUGCAUCACUUCCAACGACUCUUACGUUGUAUAGACUUGCAAUAAAAAUAAAAACAGUGCAAAAUUAUUUCAUGUUCUCAAAUUCUACCGUUUUGAUAAAUCAGCAGGAUUGCACGGCGCUCAUACGAAGUUAAAAUCACCCUUUUCAAAACAU
Molecule: messenger RNA, 622 nt
Organism: Hyposmocoma kahamanoa
Lineage: Eukaryota; Metazoa; Arthropoda; Insecta; Lepidoptera; Cosmopterigidae
Exons: 3
Coding region: 32-502 (156 amino acids)
Source: RefSeq, a predicted model, not a curated record